Messenger RNA from Rotaria socialis, 309 nucleotides. The record is from the annotation of a GenBank genome assembly. Lineage: Eukaryota; Metazoa; Rotifera; Eurotatoria; Philodinida; Philodinidae.
AUGACAAUGAAGUUCCAUCUUCUUCAAGCAGUACUAUUAAUACUCAUGAUUUCGUAUGCAUGUCAGGCUGUCGGUACAAUCACAUGCCAUAGGCCAGGUCCUAUGCGAAAAUGUGCAUAUAGUACAUGUGGCAUAAUCAGCUAUGUCGGUUACGGCACGAGUUUUUCAUGCAACUGUUACGUUUGGGGAAAAGAUCCUGGUAGAAAUGUAGAAUGGUUUCGUGUGAAUUUAGACAAGGGAGCUUACGGCUACAUAAGCAGCAGUUAUUGUUGGGCCGACGUCGAGCUGUGCAGAUAUGCUCUCGUCUGA